Molecule: messenger RNA, 2003 nt
Organism: Esox lucius (northern pike)
Lineage: Eukaryota; Metazoa; Chordata; Actinopteri; Esociformes; Esocidae
Product: shisa like 2A
Exons: 3
Coding region: 111-614 (167 amino acids)
Source: RefSeq, a predicted model, not a curated record
AUAAGUGCCUUACAGUACACGUUUCAGCAGAAUAGGGGAGACUUUGACAACUCUGAAAUUGAAUUAUCUCUAGGAAAUUAUCUUUCCGCAAGAGUGCGUUAUCUGUCAGCAUGAGUGCGGAGUGCACUGGCUACCACAGCGCAGACAACGUGUUUGUGAAUAGCUCUUGGUGUCCUAAAACCGGGGGCGAUGUGCGAGCGGUAUUCUGUUGCGGAUUUAACGAUAUCAAGUAUUGCUGUGAUGAUCCCAACAGCUUUUUCCCUUACGAGUAUGGAUACAUGUGGUGGCUCAGCUUUGGGGCUCUGGUGGGUCUGUCCGUAGCAGCAGUGGUCCUGCUGGCCUUCCUCAUCACCGUAUGCGUCCUCUGCUACCUCUUCAUCUCCACCAAACCCAGUCGUCUUGACAAUGGUCUGCCGCUCCGAGCACCAGAGAUGGUAACCAGUGGGGGCCCCAGUCACUCUGGCCCGACACCUCCGCCCGGCCCGCGUGGUUUCAGGAAGCACUUCCUCAGCAGGAAGCUGGACUGUGACAACCAGCCGCCUGACCCAGAGAGACUGUUCCAGAGGUGCUUCGUUGGCACAGUCACCACCGUCACCAUGGAGGGCCCGUCGUAGGAGCUCAGAAGGGCACAGGGAAUGCUCAUUGUCUACCACACGAAGGACGCUAAAUAAUGGACAGCACUUCAAAGGGCCCUUGUGUUUUAAAAGGGGUGAUAUGCUCACCUACUCUGACUGUAAAUUAUUGCGUGGAAGAUUAGGCUACACAGUGGGAGGAACACCUAUUCAACCCAAAGACUAAAUUACGUUAUAUGGUCAUGUUCUGUGUGGACUGGAGCCACUGGUAGUUUGCCUUGAACAGGAUAGGAUCCAUUCCAGAAAAUACAUUUAUAUUUCUAUAUUUCUGAGUGGCAGACAUUCGUGGAUAGCUCUUACCAUACCCGUGUCGCUUUAACCGUUGCCAGGAUUCAAUCCAAAAACAGGUUAUAUGCAUUAAGGCUUUUAAAGGGGGAUCCCACUCACAUGGUCACCACAUUCCUAAAGCUCCUAAAAGAUUUCAGAUGGAUGAUCAUAUGACUGUUCUUCCCCUUUAAGGUCAAUUUUCAACCGGGCCGACAUCUGCAGCAUUUACUGUGACCUGUAAUCUCUGGGAAUACAUUGACUUUUAGGGGCAGUAACCCAAAGGCUGCUUGAUCAAAUCCUGACUUGGCAAGACGUUAUUCUGGAGUUAAAGCAGAUUGCUUCCAGGUUGUUGCUGUAAAUAAGAAAGUGUCCCCAGUCACCGAACCUAGUAAACAUAGGGGUAAAGAAAAUAAUUUAAAUAAGUUACAGUGGUUAUUACAUCUACAGAUUGAAACCUGGCCAUUCUUUGUAUCUUGUCUCAGCUACUCUAUAUGCCAAAUUGUCAUGGAAGAAUGUACUGACUAUCAUGCCUGAGGCCGGUUCUCACCCGACUCCAGUUUGAAGGACCUAGGACAUCCAAACUCCACUUUCAUCUGAUUUAUUUAUUGCAAUCUCGUUCAGAAAUGUUUUGCUUACAGAAACAUUGUGCUUAUGUGAAGGACACUGUCAGGGCCAGUUCUAGGCAUAAUCGACAUAAGCAGUCACUUAUGGCCCCCAACUGCUAGGGAGCCCCAAACCAAAUUUUGUUUAGGGCCCCCAAAAGGCUAGAGCCGGCACUGGACAUUGUGAAAUCAGAAACAGUGUAUAUACAGCUCCCAUUUGCCCUACAGUGUGAAUUAGGCAUCACAAUACUCUUUGCAUGUUGACGUGUCUUAUGUCAUUAGGGGUUUUUGUCUAAAAUGUAAAAACAAUUUAUAUAACAGAGAUUGUUUCAUAUUUCCUGCAUGUUCCACAGCUGUCAAUGUUUUAUUUGUGGUUUGUGCCCCAAAUGUUUAGAAAUAUUCAGAAACACUUAAAUGUAUGUGGUUUUAAUGCUCUUGUUUUAAUUCACCAUUUAAAAAGGUUAAUCUCAGUUAACCCAGAAUAAAAGUGUACUGUAAUUUG